Molecule: messenger RNA, 2591 nt
Organism: Formica exsecta
Lineage: Eukaryota; Metazoa; Arthropoda; Insecta; Hymenoptera; Formicidae
Exons: 4
Coding region: 75-2513 (812 amino acids)
Biological process (GO): chemotaxis; neuronal signal transduction
Cellular component (GO): rough endoplasmic reticulum membrane; nuclear membrane
Molecular function (GO): microtubule binding
Source: RefSeq, a predicted model, not a curated record
CGGGCGGCGGCGGCGGCGGUGUCGUCGCACCGAAGACCGACAGGUACCGAAACGCCACCCGGGGCAAUGACUCGAUGAAGCGGGCGCGUAGCGUCGAGACCUUGAUGAGGUACAACAGCGUGACGACGGACGAGCCGAUUAUGCGCCAGCUUGUUCCGGUUACUCGACCGGCGACGAACGGCAUGCGCCAGGAGCCGGUCAAUGACCACAUUAUUCUCGUGGAUCGCACGUCCGUGAAGAUCGAGAAUCGUUUGGGCGAGCUCGAGCGGCCUAAACCGAUCAACAAGCCCAAGAGGAUCAAGCCGAUAUUGGCGGAAACGGAACGACCGCCACCGGAUCUAGUCAAGACCACGAUGAGGAUCUUCGAAGGCUCCGCGAAGAAGGUGAAGCCCAAGGGCGAGGUCGCCGCGAAGGUCGCCACUUUCAAGACCAUCAACGACACGUUCAAGGCGCAGAAGAAGCUGAUGCCGAAACCGCCGAUACAGCCCAAGCCCUUCAUCAACGGCGGCGCUCGCGCCGGUUCCGGGGGCCUCGUUUCUCCGAAGAAGAUUGUAUUGCCGCACAAGCCGACAGCGAAGCUGAUCGAGACGCAGGAUGGCAAGGAGGAGUUUCAUAUAGAUGGCGUGAUCACGGAACCGAUCGCGCAAUCGGUGUCCUCGGUGGUGAGCAAGUUCCAGCAGAUCGAAAAAUCGCAUUCGCCCUCGCCGUCACCGGAACCCUCGUGCUACAAGUUCAAGUUCUCGCCGGCGAACAGUCCCGAACCGCCGCAGAUGUAUAAGCCCAAGUCAGCCGCUCUCGAGAUCGUCGUCAAGUCACCGCCGGUCACGCCGGUACUUUCGCCGAGGAUCUUGUCGCCCAGAUUACAGAGCCCGCCUUCGCCGAUCAAGGACGCCACACAGGGCUCGCAGAGUCCCUCCUCACCCGUCAAGGACUCGAUCCGGGUUCAGAUCUCUAAUCCGUUCCACAAACCGCCACUGCCGAGUCCCAGGGAAUCCUCGAAGACCCCAGAACCGGAAUCGUUCAAAGUUCUUCGUCCGCAGAUCGAGAAGGAGCCUUCGAGGAUGAACAUCGAGAGUCAAGAAUCAUCCAUCAAAGCUGAACAAAAAGAGGACGCGAAAUCGAGUCGCGUAACGUCCAACGAUGAUGAAGAACAGGAGGUCGUCGACGGGCCGAGAACCAUCUCUAAGAUCGCUUUAGACAACAUCGGCAGAGCCGGCAUAACGAUGCAAUUCAACUUCGGCGACAAGCCCAUGACCGAUAAAAGUUAUCUACCGGGUGCGAAACAAAAUGGACAAAGAACAGCCGACGAACGAGUGCCGGAAGACGAUCACUGCGCAAAAACGGAAUCCAAAAGCAAGACGAUUAUUCCGUCCGAUGCACCUGCCAGCGUCGUGAUGACCUCGGAGACGACAUACAGAUUACAAGAAAGACUUGGGUCCGAGAAGCUCGACGAUGGCAAGGUGGACGUCGAGGAGAAGCUGAUCGUGCCGGAGAGCAAACCCAUCGGCGCCAUCUGUAGUCUAGGCUUGAUCAAGACCACGACUACGACAACGGCAUAUCCGCAGAGCAACAACGAGGCGAAGACGAUAAGAUGCCAGCAGCAGAAGAGCGAGUUCUCGCCGCCCCAGAAGCAGAUCGGUAUCAUACGGCCGCUCGUUUCAACGCAGAAGACGCAGUAUCCGCAGAAUCUGAGCAAUCGCGAGCUCGAGAAGAACCUGAUCAAUCGAGUCAAGAGUAUCGAGCAGCCGACCAAAGUGGUAGUGAGCCUGAAGAGCGCCGACGAGAUACAGCCGGCGAAGAAGACGAGCGCGGGAGGUGGAGGAGGUCUCUGGGAUAAGAAGCCAUGGAACCAGCAAAACAAUACGAUGGUGUUCAACUUCAGCAACCGAAAGGACGUGCCGGAUUACAUUGAGAAUGACGGUCUCAUCAUCAGGAGAAAGCGGGAAAAGCCGAAGGUUGGCGACGGCGGCAUUAUAGUACUCGAUGCCACUUUGGAUGCGUCUACGACCGACGAUGCCGAGUGGGAGAUCUCCGGGGGUCCGCCAUCACCCUGCGAUGUAUCGUUUCUCAACGACAAUGUCCUUAUCAACGGACGCAGCAACCUCUCGAGGACGCCACGAAAUCAUAAGCAUCGAAUACAGUUCGACGACACCGCGACUCGUACUUUCGAGUAUCCCAGUGAAGCAUCGAUCCUCGAAGGCGAGACCAGUAGUGUGGAUGGCGAAACUUCCGGUUCCAUCGAGCAACAGUCUACGCCGGGCAACAACAAAAUUUCCUCGACACCCAGCUCGACGACGACAAGUGGUGGUGGAUUAGCCAGUUACACACCCAGCAAGGUGGAUCUGACGUCAGAAGGUUUUGAGCUGGGUAUCAGUAGAGCCGUACCGAUGAUAGUUUCCGCGCCAACAGCAGCAACCGGGCAAUCUGAAAAUGCGAGCGACGUGGAAUACUUGAGACCAGCUCAAGAUGCAGGCGCAUGGGGUUCAGAAACGACUGGGGAUCUUCUUUAUUGAUGAGACAAAAGGAAGAAAUGCAAACUACAAGCUUUAAUAGCUACACCAUUAACAGCUCAACGUGUCCCUCCGCAGCAA